UUGAUUCAGUCGGUAUGAGUACCGUCAUUGAUUUCUGGCGCGUUUCUGGACAACAUGGGUUCCGUCGCGAGCAAAGUAUUGAUUUUGUCGUGAAGAUUCGGGAAACGGUUUGAGGGUGUUUCCGACAUUUUCGGCAUUACAUACCCCAGGAGGACUUUCCUCGCGGAUGUUUGUGUGAGUUUUUCGAGAUAUAUGCUACAGCCCAACAUAGUAUUAUGUAUUUUCUCACUGCGCCGCCGAGUGAUUGUACAUCGAGCGACGCACCAAGAAGGCAAUGCUCGGGAUGUGACGAAGAAUACCAUCAGAGUCCAUGAGAGAGAGACCCACAUCGGCUGCGAGUACAGUAGAGAUUUGGCAUCAGUGCUGUGUGGACAUUUCGCGGAUUGUUCGGCAUUUACAAAAUUAUUUUCUCUGCCCAACAACUCCUGGAGGAUCUCACUUCUCCUCAGGAUUUUUUCUCGUCUUGCGGGAUUAGUGUAAAAGUCUCUCCACCCUUUGGAGAGGUUCUUCGUAGUUCCUCUCAUUGUGGUGUUGAAGCAAAAAAUAAAAAUAUUUUUCGCACGAGAGUAGUGAAUUUAAUAAUAUAGAGACAGAGUGUUUAGGAGCAAAAAGGGAUUUUUUGCAACACCCUUAAGGGGGUUGAUUUUUAGCAGCCGUUAGAAGGUCCCCGAAAAAUUUCCAUUGCCUCUGGAAUUUCGCGGCAGCAGAGAAGUUUCACCCUCGGGCGUGUGCGAGUGUAGUGGUGGGAAAAAGGGGGGUUUUUUGGCCAGAAAACCACCCCUCGUGAGUGGAAGUGUGCGUGUUUGAGUGAGCCACGCAGCCAAGAGAGGAGGAAAGGAAGAAAAAAGUAUGAGAAAUUAGAGGCAUGGCAGCCAAAGAAUACCAAUUCGUAGCAUUUUGGCCCUCAUCGAAAUUACCAUUGCGAUUACCAAACCAACCCUCUGAGUAUUGAAAGCAAAGAGAGCAAGAAAAAAAGCGAACAAAAGACUCUUUCUCAAGGACUCAACGACGACUCCCAACUGCGGUUUCUCCGACCCCGGAGGAUACACGGAAAUGGAUAAGAAACGGAUCAAUUCUUGCAUCUUGCUGCUCCUUAUUGCUGGUCUUGCUGGUGCUGUGGAGGUACACUUUGAAACACCAGACAGUGGCUUCUUCCUGAAGCACACGCCCCGCCAACCAGCGUCCGAGAUCGCCACUUCACAUCAAUCCGGCAGCCGCACCAAAGGCACCCAGGAAUCCAUUCUCUCCGUGGAUCGAUUUACGGUUGUGCAAACUACACAGCCCGUCUCCAUUCGCGCCAGCUAUGGACCCUUCUCCACCAAGCAGACCGUCCCGGCGCGGUACAUUGUACCAGAUGUCGUGGAGGCUCAACCCGAGCACAUGCAGAAUGCUACUGCGGCGCUCAUGGACCUGCAGCAGUCCAACAUUCACCUAGACAUAUCAGCCCACCUGGUGCGCACCUCAAUUCCACGCGACUCGCCCGUGCUGCGAGUCCUCUUCCACGCGGGUGCCGAUCCAGGGGGACAUGUGCAGCGUCAGAAGAUCUGUGUACUCCUCCAUGUCGCCAUGGGGGCCAGGGUACCCCUAAAAGGGCGAUGUAUGCCAGAAGGAGAGGACGGAGUCUGCGUGGCUGAGGUCGUCGUACCAUCAAGUUGGUGGCCCCCACUUCCACCACCGGACAAGGAUGGUCGUGGUUCUAUUCCGCCAAAAGUACCACAGAGACUGGUUCAAGUGUCCUACAGCGUCUUCGAGCCACCCACUAGGAAUCCAGAGCAGUGCGAACCAAAAGUACAAAUCCAACCAUUAACACCAUUCGCUCAAGUCCCCUUAGUUCCUGCUUUGGCAGCCUACAAGGAACUCCGUGCUGAUGAGACACUAACAAUGCUUGUACCCCAUCAGCCACUAUAUCCCAUGUCAAAGAUCCACGUGCCCGUCUUCCUGCAAUCGCAACCGGACCAGAAUGUCGCCGUGUUUAUCGUGAGGGCUCGUGUGAAGGCAGGAAUGCGAAUCUUGGGCGCAACGGCAUCCUCAGACGAGUGGAAUAUAUCGCUUGAGAAGGAAAAUCCAAAGCACACGGUGGCACGUGUUACGGCCUUCCGGAAGGACCAGGACCCAGACAGCAAUGGCAAGAAUGGCGAUAGCAGCAAUUUAAACAAGAUCGUGGAGGUGUUCUCGUGGCUUCUGGAGGUGGCUAACGACACAAAGGAGCACUGGGAUGGUGGAAGGAUUGUGUGGUCGGUGAGCUACGUGCACGAUGGGCCAAAGAUGCGGGAUUCCUCUAUGGAGAGUAUUGGGAGUGUUCCAGGAGAGGAGAUGCGACGAAAGUUGGUGGCUAAAUUGGAAAUUCAAAAGGACGACAUUCAAGCUGUCCUUCCAAUCUCUAAGAAUUGGGAAGUAAUGAACACAGCUGUUCUAACUGGGAGACAAGUUUCGCAGGCAAUGAAAGUUUUUAUUGUCUCACAAGCGGGAAAAGUUGCUGACGUCACAUUGCAGAGUUCAUGUCACGCAGAUGAUGAGAGCGUUAUCAAGGUCUCCUCAUCGUGUAGCUCAGUGUAUGUGGAUGGGUCUGAGGUGCGGGGUUCAUCAAAUGCAUCAAUCAUUGUGAAAUACGGAACGUAUAUUGGUCGGGCACGCUUCACGGUGUGGAUGCCGGAAUUUCCGCUCGAGGUGCUCGUUGCAGACUUUCGUCUGUCCCAAAUAAAGGGGUGGAAGGUGCCCGAGGAUUAUAGCAGCAGCAGUGGCGGUAAAAUGCGACGGAAGAAACGUGCUUACGGAUGGAAUCACCACGGGGAGGAUUUCGUGAAUGGCGUCAACAGUGAGAAGCCCACCUGUCGUGCACGCUACCAGCAGAGCCCCGUUGAGGUGUACGCACGCUUCCUGGCCACAGAUCAGGAUUCUGGGCGUGUGAGUUAUCUCAUUUCACGACGAACUGGGCUACGGGUGACGGAUCUCGUGCAGCCACUCCUUCGUGUGGCAGAUCCCAAAAUUGCCACACUGCGGGGGAGGACACUGCAAGGAAGAGCCAUGGGACGGACGGAUGUGCAGGUUUUAUCCCCAAUCACGGGACGCGUGAUUGGUGCCAAGGAGAUUCGUGUGGGAAGUGACAAAGUGACACUGAGUCGCCUCGUUGUGCGGGUGGUGUCUGGGUUGCAGUUGACUAUUGCUCCAGACAGUACCAUCGACAAUGGGUACAUUGCGGAGACGUCUGUAACGCGACGUCUUACAGCUCAAUACCAGGAAGGGUUACUCGAUAUUGAUUUGGAGUUCUCCGAUGGUGCACGAACACCCCUCAGGGACGUGUCUGUGGAUGACUACUUCCUCCUCGUAGAAAGCCUGGAUACGGAAGUUGUGGCUUUUGCACCGAUGCUGGCAUCACACCACCCACGCGUGAUUGCUGUGGGUGAGGGUAGUGGGGAUCUUUUGCGGGUCACACUACUGCUGUCGGAGGAGUGUCGUCUGCGGAAGAAUGUGCCGCUCUCGAAACAAAAUUCAAAAGUCAAUCCGGGGCAUUUGGCGACAGCUCUUGCCACGGUGCAGGUGGACUUUAGUUCGACCGAUUCCCCCGGAAGGCCGGAUACGGUGCAAAAUGACGGAUUUUCAGGGCGUGAGAGAAAGGGUGGCCGGGAUAUGGGGGAUCUAAAUGAUAUUCUCAUUGGGAUUCCCCUAAGGGAUGACAACACCCACGAGCCGACUGUUCAGGCAAGGCAGCACCGUGGGGGCGUUGUAACAGCCGUUGGGUCUCCGGAUGUUUCUCACAAAAGUCGACCACAUGCCGACAUGACUUCCUUGGAGAUCGGGAUGUACGUCCUGCUGACAGCUUUCUGCUUCGCCAUUGCAAUCUUUGUUGUUUCCUGCGUGGUUUAUGCUUCCAAAUUCCGACCAGUUAGCAUUGAGUCCGUUAGCGACAGUGACCAUUCAAAUAUGAAAGCUCUGUCGAGUAUUGGAAUCAUCCGAGAGCAACGACAUCCAAGAGAACCAACAACCAAUGCACACGACUGGGUAUGGCUUGGACGUUCAACUCUGGAUAAAUCAAAUACUGGUCAGGAUGCUAAUCGUUCUUCCGUUCAUGAAACACAAAUGCGCAUAACCAGCAAUCCCAUGAAUCUCAAUUAUGUGGAUCCAGAUGAUGCAAUAGUCCAGGCAACCAGCUUCGAUAAUCCCAAUCACAUCCAGCUGCCAUCAACGACUGGACCGUCAAUUGACACGAAGACAUACAGCAAGAGGGAGCGUAGGUGCAGGCCCACCCUCAACUUUCCGGACGGUAACCCACCACCCCUACCGCCCCAUGGAAUCCAUGGGGGUGAGCAAAACCGGGAGGAUUAUCGACCACCCGUACCGCCGCAUCGCAACAUUGGUGUCACCGCAAAUGCUAAUCACAUGAAUGGGAUUUCGCACAGGCCCAUCCCGGAGAGCAUAAUGCCACCACAGAGGCGACACCACCACAAACAUCACCGGAGUGCGAGUGGUGUUGCCCGAAUGCAGGCAGCUGGAAGUAGCUCAUCAGCUUCCGAGUCACCCUAUCCCAUUAUGCAGGAAGCCCAAAUUCACAGUGGGCAGCACAAUCUAAACUACACGCAGCAACAAAUAAAUGCGGCACUAUUUAACAUGGAUUCCCCACCACCAUUGCCGCCCGUGCACCAUGUGGAAGAAAUCUUCCUGGAGGCCAAUCGGUAUGUCAAGUCUCCGCGGCAGACACCCACGGACACACAGAAGCCACCCGGGGAAAUUGGAAAGUCAUCGGGUGAUGUGACAGAUGAAAGGAAUGCCACCACAGAAGCUCAUUCAGCGGAAAAAUCCGCUGAUGCAAUGCUCGAUUCAGGCAUCGGUUUGGUGGAGGUACAGCAGAAGGAGCAGCCGCGACAAUCAGCGAAGGAGACGCCGCGGAGCACAGAGUCGGAAUCCGACGACAAUGGGGGCUUCGUGACGCCACCCGGGGAGUGUACAUCAACAAGGGCGCAGCAUCAAGUGAAGCGUGCCACCGUUGUGGGGAAUCCCAUGUUCUCCAAUAGUGAGGACAGCGAUCUGGGUCCCAGUGAGAGUCUCGGUCUCGAUGACCUGGACAUGGAUUAUGAGCAGAUUAUGCACUACUUCGACAACCUCAAGGAGUCGAACGCCUGAGUUCAAGAGAUCAUUGCAAAGAUACGCGACAUCUUAUCAACAUUUCAGCAACAGUAUAGGAAUGUAGCACUCCCCAAUAGUCCCACAAUCCCCGGAAUCGACGAUCCUAACUUCGAGUACUUUUUCGAGCACUUAAGUGAGUCAUACGCUUAAUAUGAAGAAUGAGGUGGUUAAAAAAAGGAAGAUUUUAUUGAUACUGUGUACAGAGUACUUAUUUAGAAGAAAGACUAAACCAUACAACAUGGUGUAUUAGGACUUCCCCCUCUCAAUGAGGGGUGGUCCAAAUCAUCAUCUAAUUAGGCAGUAUACAUGUAUUAAAAGAAAAAGUAAAAAAAAUCCCAUCCUCAGUGUAAAGUAGUUGAUAUGUUUUUUAGUUUUUAGACAAAGGAGAAGAAGAAUCUCUCGAGAUGAAAAUGUAAUUUACUUGUAAUUAUAAAAAAUGGUAUAGCAUUCAUCCUCAUCGAAACCCAUCGUGAAUUAUGUAGAAUUAUAUUUGUCAUUGUGAGUAAGUUAUGUGCCCCCCAAUCCUUCCAUUAAAUCACCACCCUCUACUCCCCCCUGUACCCUUACCCCCAAAUACACCCCCCACAACUUAUUUGGACGCUGUUGUAUGUAAAAAAAAAGGCGCGCCUUUGCAGUGAUCAGAUAAAAUAGCAAAAGAAACUCAAGAUGAAAUGUUCAACAAGAAGUGACGAGGAUGAAAUUUGUAGCAAAAGAAAAAAAAACCAAAUAAUAAAAAAAGUUGAUAAACCCACUAAGAAGUGAACCAAUAGAACAACAUCGUAAAUGGCACACAACUCAAGCCAUCCGCAAUGGAUUCAGUAUAAAGUGAACCACUUCCAUCAAAUACAAACUCAAUGUCAUCCCCAAUGAAGCUUUUAUAUUACACAAUCCCAUUUUUUCUCAAAAAAAAAGAAGAAGAAAUAACUUUCGCCCUUGAGGAAAGAUGCGGGGGUGGUUCGGCACAGAGACUGAAUUCAAUGUGGGCAGAUGAAGAAUCGCAUCAGAAGGGCGACGUUGAAAUAUUCUAGUCAUUCACAAAUAAAAAGAAAUGAGAAAAUAAACGCAAACUUGAUGCGAAAAGACGCGAAAGAAAAUUGAAAAGACGUAAAAUAAAAAAAAUGCAAUUAAUAUAGAAUGAAGAAAAUGCUCUAAAAACCAAUUAAAUAAACAAAAAAAUAGCUAUAGUGGAAGCUUAACUAGAUGUGUACGAUAUACUGUAGCUUUAAUAGCGUGGACAUAUUUUUUUUUUAAUUAUUUUUAAAUCUCUCUAUGAAAUUUCAAGCUCUCACCAAACACCUCCUGAACACAGCUAAAUGUUAGGUGCAUUUUAUACUGAUUUUUUUUCUCAUGCAAGAGAAAGAAGGUAUUUAUGCAUUUUGCUAGACAUGCGAAAAGGAAUAAAGUUAAGGUGAAUGUAAAAAAAAAUGGAAGAUUUUUGUGAAAGAAAAAUACUCAAAAGGUGUUCAAUGCAAGAAGAAUUUCUUUUUGCUGAAAAAUCGUUAAAGAAAAUCAUAAUUGAUUUAAAUAUGACAGCGCUUUUGACAGAAAAUUAGUAAAUGUCACUCUGAGGCUGUCAAAGACUUAUCUAAUUGACUUCAGUCAAAUCAAUUCUAGAAAUAAUUGAGACAAAUUAAUACAAAAUCAUUUCAUUUUCAGUCUGACUUUUAGAAAUUAAUUUAACAGACGUCAAUCAUCUGUCAAGUGACAAAUCAUCAAGAUUUCUGUCAUUAAGUGCUGCCAAGCUCUUUUAAUAAAUUCUGUCAAAAUACUAUCAGACUGCAUUUACUUUAUUUAAAACAUAACGAGAACAAUUUAAAGGAAAAUCCUUCCCGUAAACAAUUUUCAAAUAGAAACAAAAAUUGAAAAACAAUCAAUUUUUUAAAAAUUUUAUUUCUACUCCAAAUAUGCAAAAAAUUGUGUUCAUUGCAAACAUCACAAAAAGUAUUUAAAAUCUCAGCAUAUCAAUAAAUAUUUUUCUUAUUUAAAACUGAGAAUUUUUAUAUUUAUAACAAGUUUUGUUCUUCCAAACAAUGCAAAAUCUUAACAACUCUAUUUAAAUAAAAAAAAUGGCUAUACUUCGCUUUAAAAUUAAUCUACACACACUCACAAGAAAAUCUCUAUUAUGCAACUAAAUCAAAUAUAAUAAAAAUGAAAUAUUUAGCGUCUAAAGAAAAAAGAAAAAAAAAACGAGAAACAAUCUUCACGGACCACAGAAAAUGUUCAAGAAAUGGAAAAUAAAGAGGAUGUGAAGAGAACGAUUAGAUGAUUUUUACGACUUUUUUAUGCCAAAGUUUAUUUUAAGGAAUAUUAAAGAAAAAAAAAUCCAACAAUUUCUGCAAAAACUCAUCUCAAAAUGUAAAUAAAAAAUAAACAGAAAAUAAUUUUACAAUGUAAUUUGUGGUUAAGGCAAAUAGACACAAAAAAAAGAAUCAUCCCACAAUCAUCACAAACAAAUAAGAAAAGAAAAAAAAUAUUCAUGUUUGAGAACAAAGAAUGGUUAAAGAAAAUUUAAGAAGAAAAAAAACCAUAUUUAAAAAAAUGUUAAAGAAAAAAAAAGAGAAAUCAAUGCAGAAAUCAAGGCACUUGUAUAAAGAAUUAUAUUAUUAAUAUUAUAAAUAUUAUUAUAUUAUAUUAAUCUAUUAACAUUGCUCGAAGCCGAAGAGAGCUUAAUUUGUGAAUAUAAAAAUAUAUUAUAUAUAGUGAGAAACACAAAAAAAAAGAAAAUAAAACGCGAUAGAAGAAUCAUCAGCCGCGAAUUUUGUUGCAAGAAAAAGACACAGAAUUAUGAGAAAUAAAAUCUAUAUACCAAUAAAUUGAAAAAUGUUGCUUCAUAUACACCACAUUAUAUAUUAUUGUAUGUAUUAAAAAUAUAUAUAAAAAUAUACAGCAUAAAAAAUGUGUCUGCUGAAAAGAAAUCAUUAAGCGAUUGGCGGAGAAAUUGAUGAUGGUGGAACAUCUUUAGUGAGUAAAUAUCAAUUUUAGAAAAUAUUUAUACUAAAAAAAAAAACAACAACACAUAGGUUCCAGAACCUGCAUGUACUAUAUAAAAUAUAUUUAAAAAAAUAUUAAUUAUAAAAAACAAUUAUUUCGGUAACCUGAGAAAAACUUACAAAAAAAAAUGGAAUCUUUCUGCAAAAUGCAUGGUAAAUGUAUCCUGAGAGAAAAUAUAAAUUAAAAAAAUCUCAAUGAUGAAAAAAUAUUUCAAAAGAAGAAUUUUCAAGAUCAGAAUCUUGGAGAAUCACUUAAAAAAAACACCUCAAUCGGAGAAGUGGUUAAAAAUGUACUUUGAUGUGUAAAUACGAAAAAGGAACCCUAUCGAUUUUGGAAAAAGGGCGAGAAAAAUUAGCGAAAGAAUAUAGCAAAAUUAAAAAAAAAUAAACAUUUAAAAAAAAUCUAAUUGGAAGUUAUUAAUUUUGAAAAAAAGAAACUUUUCCCUACAAAAUUGUACAAAGAAUUGGCUGAAAAGGAUCUUUUUCUGUUUUGUAUGCUGUUCUUGAAGAAACUAAGACAAAAAAACUUGAAAAUGAUGCGUCAGUACAGCUAGAACCACUGCCGAUUAAGUGUUUUAUAAACCUAAAAAAAAUUCUUAUACUCAUAGUACGAAAAUGUGAGAUUUAAUAAAAAAAAAAUGAAAAAAAAAUCAUGGAGUAAUACUCAAAAAAAUAUUGGCUCAGUGUUUUUUAAAAUCACUGCGAAUGGGAGUUAAGUGAAAAAAAAUGGCUUCUUGUAUGUUAAUAAAGGAUUAAGCUGAAAAAAAUGUCAAA
Molecule: messenger RNA, 8885 nt
Organism: Lutzomyia longipalpis
Lineage: Eukaryota; Metazoa; Arthropoda; Insecta; Diptera; Psychodidae
Gene: dtn
Product: transmembrane protein 132E
Exons: 16
Coding region: 1054-5118 (1354 amino acids)
Source: RefSeq, a predicted model, not a curated record